GUGCUUUUCACCACCUUCGACCCGAUAUCUUCGAUAAUAAUGAAAAAUCCCAAUUUCUUUACCCAGACGAAUUCUUAAGCGCUUUUUUAGAGGGCAUAAAAGUUUUUGGUUACUUGGAAAAACCUGUAUUUCAUGAACUUUCAAGACAUUUGCAAACAAAGAGGUUAUUAAGUGGCGAUACUUUGAUGCUAGAGAAAGAAAGGUCGUUCUACAUUGUAAUAGAUGGUCAUGUUCAGGUUUUUGUCAAAACUGCAAAUGAAGAAGACAUUGUGUUAGAUCCUUUUGAGGAUGAUGAUUAUAAUCGUGGUUAUCAGCUUUUAAAUGAAGUUACGAAUGGUGGAACAUUGUCAAGUUUGUUUACUAUUCUUUCUUUAUUUACUGAUGACAUUGAACUUCGUUACAAUGAUAAAGUGGUAGAUCAUUCAAUUGAUGGAGUUCAUGCAGGAAAACAGGAAAAUGAGUCUGUUCAAGAUAAGCAGUCUCAUGGGAUUUCUCAUUCAGAUGAAUCAAAUAAUGUUACUUCUGAAGAACAAGCUCUUCCCGGAACAUCAAUGCAUCCUGAUAAUACUUUCUCACGUUCAAAUAAAUCUACAAAGCCACAAAUUUUAAGACGCCUUUCAAAAGAUGGUCCAACUAUUACUUCUGUUCACCCGAAUAUCAUAGCCAGGGCAACUGUUGAUACUACCUUGGCUGUUAUUCCAGCGGAAGCGUUUCAUAGAUUAACGGAAAAAUUUCCAAAUUCUGUUGCUCAUAUCGUUCAAGUAAUCCUAACGCGCUUUCAACGUGUUACUUUUUGGACUGGAUAUAAAUAUUUGGGCUUAACAAAAGAUAUUUUGAGAACUGAAAAAUUAAUGAAUGACAUCACUACUUAUGGCCUUCCUAGCGAUUUUUUUAGACCAGGAAGUAUGGAACGGCUUCGUUUGAAAUAUGUUGGCAGUGGCAAAAAAUACAAAGAUAUGGACAUGAGUGAUAAUGAAUUAAUUAAUAAAAGUAAAAAAACUAGACAAUCUACUCGCCUUAGACAAAAUGUUGUAUAUGAAAGUGAAGUUGAAUCUGGUGCUGAUCCUAUAGUAACAAAAUCUAAAGACACUAAUAGAUCUUAUGCUAAUAGCAAAUACUUGACAACUCCAACGAGUGCUCGUGUUCAACCUAUCAGCGGUGCUCCUGUGAAUGGCCGUGAUUAUGAUGCCGAAGAUGACAUGCAUCUUCGAGAAUCCGUUUUAGAAGGUAUUUCAAAAGGAAUUGGUCUGUUACAACCUAACCGCAAAGAUAAAAACUCUUCAUUAGAACAUGGGCCUCGUCCUAAUUCAACGGAGUCAAAUUUACAUUCAUUUCAUUUUUUGAACCAACACUCUGCGACUGCAUUGCUGGAUAUUCCUGAUGAUGAAUCAGUUGCAGAAACUAUAUCAUCUUUUACUAGUGAACUAGAUAAUGAUGUUGAUAUAUUAUUUUAUCCCAAAGGAUCAGUUCUUGUUGCUGAAGGAGAACGAAACGUUGGACUAUUUUUUGUUAUCGAUGGACUUUUAGAUGUUUCUGUUACUUCUAAUGAUAAGAAUUUCCUUGGAAGCUCUUUUCAAUCUUUCACUUCUGAAAUCCCGGCUCAAAAUACUUCCAUGAAAUCUAUGUAUAAAAAAAAGGAAACAGUCACAAAUAAUUCAUCAAAUAAGUCUAAAGACAAGAGUCUAUUUAUGAUUAAACCCGGUGGCCUUGCCGGAUAUCUUGCAGCUUUAACAGGAUUUCCAUCCUUUGUUAGCAUUCGUGCUAGUACCGAUACUUACGUAGGAUAUUUAUCAAAGAGUUCGUUGAAUCGCCUUAUGGAACGGAGUCCAAACGUACUUUUGACUUUAGCUAAGCGAUUAAUAAGGCUGUUAUCACCACUAGUCCUUCAAAUUGAUUUUGCUCUUGAUUGGGUUCAAGUCAAUGCCGGACAAGUUUUAUAUUCUGAAGGGGAUCAAAGCGAUUCAAUAUACAUUGUUUUAAAUGGUCGUGUACGUGCCAUAAAUGAAAGAAAAAAUCGGGUUAUUGACAUUGUAGGAGAAUAUGGCCAGGGUCAAAGUGUUGGAGAACUCGAAGUUAUGACCCCCCGUCCACACACGUUGCAUGCUAUUCGUGACACUGAACUUGCUCGAAUGCCUAGGACUUUAUUCAAUGCGCUUGCUAUUCGUCAUCCUGAAAUUACUUUACAGAUUUCUCGUAUUAUUGCGUCAAGGACACGGUUGCAACAAGAUCGGGAUUACAAUCAUAAAAACACUGGUGCAGAACUUGGUAAAAACAAUACUAAUCUUAAAACUGUCUGUAUAUUGCCUGUGAAUGAAAGCGUUCCCGUAACCGAGUUUGCAGAGAAAUUGAAAUACGCUUUAGAAAGAUCUGGUGAAACAGCUACUCUAUUAAAUCAGGCUUCUGUAGUACCAGUAAUGGGCAAGCAUGUAUUUACGCAAAUGGGAAGGUUGAAGCUUAUUAGUUGGCUUGCUGAACAAGAAGAAAAAUCGCGAAUUGUAUUAUACUUGGCCGAUGGAGGGCUUAAUUCUUCGUGGACUCAAACUUGUAUUCGUCAGGCCGAUUGUAUUCUUCUGGUUGGUUUAGGAGAUGAAGAAGCAACUAUAGGCGAAUAUGAGAGUCUCCUGAUUGGCACAAAGACUACAGCCCGUAAAGAACUCGUAUUGUUGCAUGCUGGAAGACAUUGCAUAGCACAUGUAGGUGUUAUUAAAGCUCUGGAAGAAGCUGGCGUUCCGAUUGAUAUGGUUGGAGGUACUAGCAUUGGUUCCUUUAUUGGUGGACUUUAUGCACGUGAAUCAGACAAUGUGGCGAUCCUUGGACGAGCUAAAGCAUUUUCAUCACGAAUGUCAAAGAUACCCACAAUGGCAGAUAUUCAAUCAAGAUUAGCAUAUGUUUCAAGUGUUAAAACAUUAGAAGAAGCGAAAUUAAUACCCGGAUGUCUUUAUAUGCAAUUACCAGUACAACAAUAUGGCACAUUAGAAUUUAAUAAAUUUGAUGAAAUAUUUGGAGUAGGAUACAAAGCAGGAAAAGAAAUAUUGAAAAAAUGGAAAGAAGAAGGGAAGUUACGGGAUUUAUUAGGUAAAGGACAAGAGGAACAGAGAGGCUAUAGAAUAA
Messenger RNA from Racocetra fulgida, 3111 nucleotides. Lineage: Eukaryota; Fungi; Glomeromycota; Glomeromycetes; Diversisporales; Gigasporaceae. The record is from the annotation of a GenBank genome assembly.